Punica granatum (pomegranate) is the source of this 3440-nucleotide messenger RNA. The record is from RefSeq and is a predicted model, not a curated record. Lineage: Eukaryota; Viridiplantae; Streptophyta; Magnoliopsida; Myrtales; Lythraceae.
AUCACAUGCACCCGGUGCACGAUGUGCCGCCUCACCGGCUCUCCGCCGCCGGCACGGCGAGGCGGUUUCCUUCACAAUUUGAACUUCUUUCUCGGUUUCUGCGAACAGAAAUUGCUCCGACCCUGUUGAGUGUUGUGCUGAAAUUCUUCUCCUUUGGGCAUUGUUUCCGAUGUCGCUGCAGGCAUUGAAGGAGACCCUGAAGCCAUGCUCGAGCCUCCCCUCAUCCUCCUUCACCUUCUCCGCCUCCCCCGUCAAGCUGUCCCAAGAGCUCGAGCCCCGGAAACCCCCCAAGUCUUCUCUCUCCCAGCAGCUCCUCCGCCUUCAUGAAGACGGAGACCCUUUUCCUCUGCCGAAAGCUCCUCCCGAGAUCAAGGGAAAGGAAGCACGAGCCCAAUUCAAGCAAGAAGAUAUAAAAGAGGAGAAGGAUGACGAGGAGGAGGAUGAGGAAGAAGAAGGGGACAGAGGGAGGGUGAAAUUCGGUGGGCCCAGGUCGGUUCCGUUUCAGUUUGAUCACACCGGACCCUUCGAGCCGCUGCCCUUGUCUUCUCCGGGAGAAGCUCCUCUCGUUCAGGUUCCUGCAUCUAUCAACUGCAGGUUGCUUGAGCAUCAAAGAGAAGGUGUCAAGUUCUUAUACAGGCUAUAUAAGAACAAUCAUGGAGGUAUCCUUGGGGAUGACAUGGGGCUUGGAAAGACAAUUCAAGCAAUUGCAUUUCUCGCUGCUAUUUUCAGGAAGGACGGGGAAUCCAGUGAAAAUGCAAGCUCAAAGGAAAACCAGUUGGGGAAGAAGGGACCCGUGUUGAUAGUUUGCCCUACCUCUGUAAUUCACAACUGGGAAAGUGAAUUUUCUCGAUGGUCCAGCUUCACUGUUUCUAUCUUUCACGGGGCAAGCCGUGAACUUAUUCUCGAGAAAUUAAAGGCUCAGGGAAUUGAAGUGCUCAUAACAAGUUUCGACACGUAUAGGAUCCAUGGUUCCAUCUUGUCAGAUGUUAAAUGGGAAGUCGUGAUUGUUGACGAGGCACAUAAGCUUAAGAAUGAGAAGUCGAAGCUUUAUACUGCUUUUGCAGAUAUGAAGACUUUAAGGCGUAUUGGUCUAACAGGAACUGUUAUGCAGAACAAAAUCAUGGAACUGUUCAAUCUCUUUGACUGGGUUGCGCCACGAUCUUUGGGAAACCGGGAACACUUUCGAGAGUUCUAUGAGGAACCCCUAAAGCAUGGGCAAAGAUCCACUGCUCCUGAGAGUUUUGUUCGAAUAGCUGAUGAGAGAAAGCAGCACUUAGUUUCGGUGCUUCGCAAGUAUAUGCUGCGGAGGACAAAGGAAGAGACUAUUGGGCAUCUCAUGAUGGGGAAGGAAGAUAAUGUUGUGUUCUGUGCCAUGAGCGAAUUGCAGAAGAGGGUGUACAGGAGAAUAUUGCAGAUACCGGAUAUUCAGUGUCUAAUAAAUAAAGACCUUCCUUGUAGCUGUGGGAGCCCUCUAAGUCAAGUGGAGUGUUGCAAGAGAACAGUUCCUGAUGGGAUCAUAUGGCCUUACCUUCACAGGGACAAUCCCGAUGGUUGUGAUUGGUGCCCGUUUUGCAUCGUACUUCCUUGCCUUAUUAAGCUCCAACAGGUUAGCAAUCAUCUCGAGCUGAUUAAGCCUAAUCCCAGGGAUGAACCAGAUAAGCAAAGGAAGGAUGCGGAAUUUGCAGCAGCUGUUUUUGGGCCUGAUAUUAACUUGGUCGGCGGGAAUGCCCAGAAUGAGAGCUUCAUGGGUCUAAGCAAUGUUAAGCACUGUGGUAAGAUGCGGGCACUUGAGAAAUUAAUGUUCUCAUGGUCCUCUCGAGGAGAUAAAAUUCUGCUUUUCAGUUACUCUGUGAGGAUGCUGGACAUAUUGGAGAAAUUUCUUAUACGGAAAGGCUCUUCCUUCUCAAGACUUGAUGGUUCCACUCCGACGAACUUACGUCAAUCUCUUGUUGACGACUUCAACUCUAGUCCAAGCAAACAGGUGUUUCUUAUAUCAACUCGAGCUGGUGGCCUGGGCUUGAAUCUUGUGAGUGCAAAUCGUGUGGUGAUAUUCGAUCCUAAUUGGAAUCCCUCCCACGACUUACAGGCCCAAGACAGGUCAUUCCGUUUCGGGCAAAAGAGGCAUGUCGUUGUCUUCCGCCUACUUGCCGCUGGCUCCCUAGAGGAACUUGUUUAUUCCCGUCAGAUUUAUAAGCAGCAGUUGUCAAACAUAGCUAUUUCGGGUAAAAUGGAAAAGAGAUACUUUGAAGGUGUUCAGGAUUGCAAGGAAUUCCAAGGAGAGCUCUUUGGUAUCUGCAAUUUGUUCCGAGAUCUGUCCGACAAGCUAUUCACGAGUGAAAUCAUCGAACUACGUGAUAGCAAAGAGCUAGAAGGAGGUUCUUUACCUACAAGGGAAUCAGAUUCUACACAUCUUGGGACACAUUCCAUCCAUCAAGAUGAAAGUGCUACAUCCAUAUCUGUGGAUACAAAGGCGAUCGAUCCGGAGAGAACUGCCACUACUAAGCUAACUCUUGAAGAUCUGGGCAUUGUCUAUGCUCAUCGGAAUGAGAAAGUCGUGAACUUUGGGCGUGGAAUUGAGGGGAGUCCCAAAGGAGAGCCAUCUCAGGACAAUGAGUUGAAGGGUCCUGCAGUUAAGAGAAAACUGGAUCAUAAGGUCCUGGAACAACGUGAUACGACUGCAAGGGAUCAAAAGAAGGCACAGUUCAAGCUUAUUGCUCAGUUCAAGGGCCUGAACGAGCUCGAAUUCAGCAGGUGGUUGAUCUCUGCAACUCCUUCAGAGAGGGAAAAGGUACUUGGCGACUUCAAGAAGAGGAAGCAAAAGAAGAUUGCUGAAUAUUGAGGCUAGGGCUGCUUGAGGUAAAGGAAAUUAUUUAAGCUGUGUAUAAUAUAGAGGGUUAAUAAAAUAAAAUAAAAAACACGAGCUUUUUACAUUUUAACAGUUUUAGCACGAACUUUUUGUUUAACCUAAAAAUGCACAAAUUUUCGAUUUGAUAACAAUUUUAACACGGCGUCAAGUUUUUCGUUAAUUUAAACCGAACCGAGACUACAAAGGGCGUUGAUGAUCCCAAUCAAGGAGAGAGCGUCGGCGACCCCAAUUGACGGUGGUGGCUGGCCUCCACCCCCUAGAAUCGAGAGAAUCCUCAAAUUGGGAAUUUUCCCAAUUUCAGAGGGUGGAGCCAUGACCCUGGCUAUCACCCCUGAAUGGGAUCACCGACAUCCUCUGUGACUUCAAUUUCAUCUAAAUUAUCAAAAAAUUUGAUACCGUGCUAGAAUUGUUAUCAAAUGGAGGGUUUGUACAUUUUUAAAUUUUUUUUUAAAAAAAGUUCAUGCUAGUUUGUUAAAGUAUGAAAAGUUUAUUUUUGGUUAUUAACCCUAAAUAGAAGACGUAUAUAAUUUAGGCCUAAAUUGCAAAUAGCAAAUAAGAUUUCUUUGUUUCAUCU